Messenger RNA from Protobothrops mucrosquamatus (brown spotted pit viper), 716 nucleotides. RefSeq names its product peroxiredoxin 3 (gene PRDX3). The record is from RefSeq and is a predicted model, not a curated record. Gene Ontology annotation, cellular component: mitochondrion; cytosol. Gene Ontology annotation, biological process: response to oxidative stress; cellular response to stress; hydrogen peroxide catabolic process. Lineage: Eukaryota; Metazoa; Chordata; Lepidosauria; Squamata; Viperidae. Gene Ontology annotation, molecular function: thioredoxin peroxidase activity.
CUACCAGCCGAACCCGGAGCGCGAUCCACCCCCUUCAUUUGCUCCACAAGCUGAAAAUGGCAGCCGUUACAGGGGCGCUCCGAAGGUUAUUGAAACCCUCGUGCCACGAGGUUUGUUCCUGCUGUCACUCAGCGUGCUCCAUAUUUUAAGGGGACAGCUGUGGUGGAUGGAGAUUUCAGGGAAGUCAGUUUAGAUGACUUUAAAGGAAAAUACCUGGUCCUUUUCUUCUAUCCCUUGGAUUUCACUUUUGUAUGCCCAACAGAAAUUAUUGCUUUUAGUGACAAAGCAAAUGAAUUCCAUGAUGUGAAUUGUGAAGUUGUUGCUGUAUCAGUGGACUCUCACUUCUGUCAUCUGGCCUGGAUAAAUACACCACGAAAGAUUGGUGGUUUAGGCCACAUGAAUAUCCCCCUUCUAUCAGAUUUAACAAAACAGAUUUCCCGAGAUUAUGGUGUUCUCAUAGAAAGCUCUGGGCUAGCAUUAAGGGGCCUUUUUAUCAUUGAUCCUAAUGGCAUCGUCAAGCAUUUAAGUGUCAAUGAUCUCCCAGUGGGUCGCAGUGUAGAAGAAACACUUCGGUUGGUGAAAGCUUUCCAGUAUGUAGAAACACAUGGAGAAGUCUGCCCAGCAAACUGGAUUCCAGAGUCCCCAACGAUUAAGCCAAACCCAGAAGAUUCAAAAGAAUAUUUUGCAAAAGUAAAUAAAUAAAAUGGUGAGCAGUA